AUGUUCAAGAUUUAUGUGCUCUUAGUUACACUCUUCAGAGCCUAUGGCGCUCUGCUCUAUGCUGAACCCGGACAAAAUGUGACUUUGAAGUGUUUCUAUACCUCCAUUGACAACAACUUGUGUUGGUACAAGCAGGACUCGGAUUCAGCUAUAUACUACUGUGGAAAAAUCAGUGGCGUAGUCACUGAAUUUGACAACGGAACUUUUUUGGUUUUGAAAGAGUCCAGUCUCAGGUAUUUACUCCAGCAGCCGGAGUCCGACUCUGUGAAGCCUGGAGGCUCUGUUACUCUGAACUGCACGGUGCACACUGGAACCAAUGACACAGAACAAAGUGUUUACUGGUUCAAAAAGGAGAAUACAACAAACUCCAAACAUGUUGGAACUAUGUACAUCCACACAAACGGCAGCAGUCAGUGUGUGCAGAGCCUGGGGUCCGAGUUUCCUGCGUGGAGCUGUGUGCACAGUUUAUCAAAGCAGAAUGUAAGCCUGUCUGACGCUGGGACGUAUUACUGUGCUGUGGCUUUAUGUGGAGAGAUAAUCUUCGGGAAAGGAACAAGACUGGAGGUUGGAGAGAAACGACAAGACAUCUUCCCUCUCUUGGUGCAUUGUGUGGUUGCAGCUCUGAUUGUGUCUGUUAUCUUGAACAUCAUCGUAAUCGGUAUCCUAUGCAAAGUGUCAAGGAGAGAAAACCUUCCUUCUGGAGGGGUGUCUCCCCCCCACACUUCGGUCGCAGAAUACACUCCUAACAUUGAGAAUCAGGAAUCUAAAGAUUUGGAGUACGAAGCUCUGGAUUUCAAAACGAUGCGAAGCAAGAGCAAAAGAAAGAGAAGCACAGAGGAUGAGACGGUUUACUCUACAGUAAGACUGUCAGACCUAAAGUGACCACACUUUCUACACCUUUCACCGACUCCUGCCAUCAUGGAUUUUAUUACAUUUUACAAGAUCAACUUUUGUGUUUUAAACAUUUUUUAAAUCCUGUUUAUUCAUUACUGUGAAGUUUAAAGUGUCCUCAUAACCCUAACCUAUAUCCCUAGCCCUCUUA
Molecule: messenger RNA, 1042 nt
Organism: Notothenia coriiceps (black rockcod)
Lineage: Eukaryota; Metazoa; Chordata; Actinopteri; Perciformes; Nototheniidae
Exons: 7
Coding region: 1-882 (293 amino acids)
Biological process (GO): response to bacterium
Source: RefSeq, a predicted model, not a curated record